Molecule: messenger RNA, 1309 nt
Organism: Leptonychotes weddellii (Weddell seal)
Lineage: Eukaryota; Metazoa; Chordata; Mammalia; Carnivora; Phocidae
Source: RefSeq, a predicted model, not a curated record
AUGCAGGGGCCCUGCGUGCUGCUGCUGCUGCUGGGCCUGAGGCCGUGGCUGGCCCUUGGCGUCAUCCCAGCUGAGGAGGAGGACCCAGCCUUCUGGAACCGCCAGGCGGCCCAGGCCCUGGACACUGCGAAGAAGCUGCAGCCCAUCCAGACGGCUGCUAAGAACCUCAUUCUCUUCUUGGGGGACGGGAUGGGGGUGCCCACAGUGACAGCCACUCGGAUCCUAAAGGGGCAAAUUAAUAACCAUCUGGGACCUGAGACACCCCUGGCCAUGGACCACUUUCCGUACCUGGCUCUGUCCAAGACAUACAACGUGGACAGACAGGUGCCAGACAGCGCAGGCACAGCCACGGCCUACCUGUGCGGCGUCAAGGCCAACUACCAGACCAUCGGCGUGAGCGCAGCCGCCCGCUUGAACCAGUGUAACACGACGCGUGGCAAUGAGGUCACUUCCGUGAUGAACCGGGCCAAGAAAGCAGGGAAGUCGGUGGGGGUGGUGACCACUACGAGAGUGCAGCAUGCCUCGCCAGCAGGCUCCUACGCACACGUAGUGAACCGCAACUGGUACUCGGACGCCGACAUGCCUGCCAAGGCGCGGGAGGAGGGAUGCCAGGACAUCGCCCAGCAGCUCAUCUCCAACAUGGACAUUGAUGUGAUCCUGGGCGGAGGCCGAAAGUACAUGUUCCCCAAGGGGACUCCAGACCCUGAGUAUCCAACUGACGCCAAACAGAACGGAGUCAGGUUGGAUGGGCGGAACUUGGUGCACGAGUGGCAGGACAAGUACCAGGGUGCCCGGUAUGUGUGGAAUCGCAAGGCGCUCAUGGAAGCAUUCCAGGACCCCUCUGUAACACACCUCAUGGGCCUCUUUGAGCCAGGAGACACCAAAUACGAGUUCCACCGAAACCAGGCCCAGGACCCGUCCCUGAUGGAGAUGACAGAGGUGGCCGUGCGCGUGCUGAGCAGGAACCCCCGUGGCUUCUACCUCUUCGUGGAGGGAGGCCGCAUCGACCACGGUCAUCACGACGGCACGGCUUAUCUGGCACUGACCGAGGCCGUCAUGUUCGAUUCUGCCAUCGACAAGGCCAGCCAGAUCACAAGCGAGAAUGACACCCUGACCCUUGUCACCGCUGACCACUCUCACGUCUUCUCUUUUGGUGGCUACACACUGCGAGGGAGCUCCAUUUUCGGGCUGGCCCCCAGCAUAGCCCAAGACAACAAGACCUACACCUCCAUCCUUUACGGCAACGGCCCCGGCGCCAGCUUCGCGCUCACCGGGAACUCCCGGCCCAACGUCAACCACAGCCAGAGCA